Messenger RNA from Schistocerca piceifrons (Central American locust), 4004 nucleotides. It is a transcript of the gene Sirt1, whose product is annotated as NAD-dependent protein deacetylase sirtuin-1. The transcript has 11 exons. The record is from RefSeq and is a predicted model, not a curated record. The coding region runs from base 24 to 2636 and encodes 870 amino acids. Lineage: Eukaryota; Metazoa; Arthropoda; Insecta; Orthoptera; Acrididae. Gene Ontology annotation, molecular function: NAD+ binding.
AAACUACGUCAUAGCUGCUGAAAAUGGCGUUGGUUUCGGAAGGACAGGAAUAUUGUUCUCCUUCAAAACGAAUAAAACUUGACCACGUUCAACAGCUAUCGAAUUAUACCACUGGUAUUGACUUAGGGAGGUAUUCUGCCUCUACGAAAGAUAUAUGCAGUUCAAUCUCAGCAGAAUUUCCAGUUUCCAGUUGUGCGCUUAGUUCAGAGAAUAGCAAAAGUCAUGUUGAUGAUGAUGAAGACGAGGAUGAUGAUCUUUUAAAUGUCAAUGGUAUCCAGCAGUUGGACUCUUCUUCAGCAACAGAAAUAGAAUGUGAUGUUACUGGAGAGGGCAGGAGGAAGAGACAAUUACCUGGACCAAGUGAUGAAAAUGAAGUAGAAGAAGAAGAGGAAGAUGACUGUGAUGAUAAAGAUGAAAUCUCGUCUACUGUUAGCAAUCUUUCAAACUUGAGUGGUCUUUCUGAUUUAAGUGGACAAGAGUGGAAACCAAUAGCAGGUACGAUGAGCUGGGUUCAGAAGCAGAUGCUUACUGGAGUGAAUCCACGUUGUAUUCUUAACCAGAUAGUAGGUGACGGAGUUCCUGUAUCAGAGCAAAUGGAUGAUUUGAGCCUUUGGAAGAUUAUAGUUAAUUUUCUCAGUGAAAUACCGAGGAGACAAAAAUUACGCCAUAUAAAUACUUUAACAGAUGUCGUUCGCUUGUUGAGAGGUGCCAGGAAAGUCAUUAUUCUUACUGGAGCAGGGGUUUCUGUAUCAUGUGGAAUCCCAGAUUUUAGAAGUCGUGAUGGUAUUUAUGCAAGACUUUCAGUUGACUUUCCUGACCUGCCAGAUCCCCAGGCAAUGUUUGACAUAGCAUAUUUCAGUCAAGACCCUCGCCCCUUUUACAAAUUUGCUCGUGAAAUAUAUCCAGGACAGUUCAAACCUUCUCCAUGUCACAGGUUCAUUAAAAUGCUAGAAAAACACAAUAAACUGCUUCGAAAUUAUUCGCAGAACAUAGAUACUUUGGAGCAGGUAGCUGGUAUUCAUAAUGUCAUAGAAUGUCAUGGAUCCUUUGCCACAGCGUCUUGUACUCGCUGCAAAUAUAAAGUGACAGCUGAUGCUAUACGUGAAGAUGUAUUUGCUCAGAGAAUACCACUGUGCCCAAAAUGUUCGACUGACGCGUUGCCAUCUUUGAUUGAUUCUGCUAAUGGAGAACAUUAUAAAAGUUUGGUAUCUCAGGGUAUAAUGAAACCAGAUAUUGUUUUCUUUGGAGAAGGUUUACCGGAGAUAUUCCAUGAAUCAAUGGCUAAAGACAAAGAUGAGUGUGACUUGCUAAUUGUCAUUGGAUCAUCCUUGAAAGUGCGGCCUGUAGCACUUAUACCAAGUUCUAUUCCACCACAUGUUCCCCAGAUUCUGAUUAAUCGAGAACCGCUACCGAACUUCAACUUUGAUGUUCAGCUGCUAGGGGACAGUGAUGUGAUUAUCAGUCAGAUAUGUUAUAUGCUCGGCGGAGAUUGGCUCGAAGUGUGUAGUACCCCUAAACCUCUUACAGAAGCAAAGCAUCUUCUGACACGUGAGAAGUCUUGGAGGACAAAUUUUGAUGACACGUGGGAAGAGAGGAGCAGUGACCAGUGUCCUACAGAUUACAGCCUCGACAGUGCCGAGGUUCGUUCUUCGGGUCACAGCGGCCGAGACAGACUGAACUCGAAAACUGUCACUCGGGCCACGUCUUCAGUCAGCAGUCUCGCUGGCAACCCAGCAUCGAGCAGUGACGGUGGCCAGUAUGCGGGAACAUCUGAAACUGAUUCUUUGCAUAUGGUUGUAGACAGCAGUUUAGCAGUGACAGCGGAUAGCACAAAAUGUGUGGUCCAUAAGGAACGACAUAUGUCUAUUGACUCUUCAACAAGGGACAGUGGAGUGUGCUUAUCUGUGGACAGUCCUGUAGAUAACCUGGUAGCAGAUUCGUCCAGAGAUGUUAAUGCCCAGGUUCUUGUAACAGACAGUCGUGAGAGAGCUGCUGAAAAUAUAGGCAUUAAUAAUAAUUGUGGGCGUAGUUUACAUGCUCCGAGAAUGUGUAACGAGCCUUCACUGCCACCCAACAGCACAUCACUGAGCAGUAGCCAGAACACAAUUCUUGUCGAUCCGUCAAGAUUCUGUACUGAAGCUGCCGAUUGUUCCUGUGCACAGGUGGAGUGUAGCAGUGGCGAAAGGAGCAGUAGCAUUAGUUGUCGUCACAUGUCAGUCGACUCGACCAGGGACAGUGGCAUAGGGGACGGUUGCAGCAGCAUUGCAAGUGGUGUUAUGAAUAAGGAAAGACAUAUGUCUUUAGACUCUUGUGAUGAACAUCAGAAAUCGGAAGACAAUUUAGACAUGCUGCGGUCGUGCUGGGAGCCGAAGAUCAGAGAGAGCUUGGCUACGAGGUUACCAGAUAAUUCUUACUAUUUUGUACAUCCAAACCGAUACAUUUUUCCGGGCGCUGAGGUGCUCUAUGACCCGGACGACACCCAGCGAUCGUCGUGCAGCAGCAGUGGAAGCAGCACGAGCUCGAGCGAUUCUGAAGGUUGUUUGUCGGAAGAGAGUGACAAUGACGAGGGUGAGGUGGACGACUGGGAGCACCUCUCGGUGUCUAAUGAUAAUCCCACCAAUGGUCGGUGUCCUUGAUGUAAAUUGGGAAGCUUUAGUAAUCAUUAUUGUGGGACAUGGUGCAUUGUUAAUUCUUACUGCAAAAAUUGGUAAUCUGUAGUUAAAGGUGUGGCUAACUUAUACCUGGCAGUUUUAAAUAUGCAAAAUUGCAUACCCCAGAUUCUUUACAUAAACAAACAAUGCUUGCAUGUAAAGAACUGAAAAUGAAUUACAAUUCUUUCAUUUAUCUGGAACUGCUAUAUAUUACCAUCAAAUACAGCUUUGGAUUUUGAAAUGUAAGUGUGACCUGUGUUCUAAUAUAUGUGAAUAAUAAUAUAUUGUAAAAAUUAUUUAUUAUUGUUCAGGGUAGUUACAUGUUACUUGUUAUUUCAGUAUUUUGUAGAUACAUAUGUAGCAUAUUGGAGAUAUUUACUAUUUAGAGCAACAACCUGUUAUUGGUAAAAUUAAGUCCCUCUUCUGCCAGGUAUAAUAUUUUUCAUUUAACUCAGAAAAAUUUUGUUCUGCAUAUUAAAGAGUCGUCUUAUAAUACCUACAUAUUACAAGAUCAUCUUAUCAUCUUAUAAAAUAAUGUGGCUCAUUGAAAAAAGUUCAAAUAUUUUUGUAAAUGGUUGCUGCUAUUAAUGAAUGGCACUGCUUUAAUGGAAAAAAUUAUUUUGAAGAGAGAAUUGUGUAUAAUCAUAUUUUGCAAUGUCGGUCAGGCACUGCUUCACUAUUAAAUCAGCAAAUCUUUUUCAUGACUUAGGUGUGGGUUUUUUUUCAUCACCUGUAGCAAUUUUUUGUUUUCCAAGAAUAUUGCUUCAUUAUUGAACACUGACAUUGUAGAAGAGAUUUGAAAUUAAUUUAAAGAAAACAUUAUGCAAACUAGCUUGACACUCACUGUAAACUCUAAUUCCUGCUAAGAAAGCAGAUUAUUUGUUGCAGAUUACCUGUAAUCGAGGAUGGUGGGUAUAUAGCAAAACCCUUCCUACACAAAGUAAUUAAUUUAUUUAUUUUAACUUUUGCUUGUGGCAAAGUGACUGUUACUGAGUUAUAGCAGUUUAAUAGAAAACAAUUAUCCUCUUCAUUGUGGAAACCACAGAAGUUUUAGUUUCCACUGACACACUAACAGUUGAUUUAACAGAAAUUGAGCCACACAGGGAUGAGUACCAGAUCCUGUGUUAGAUGUUAAAAUGUAAAUAAAUUUGCAGUGUAAUUAUUAGAUGUCUAAAUUGGACAUGUUAUGUGAUAGUACUUUAGGGAUUAAUGAUUCCGUAUUUUUGAAAGCAAAAUAUGUGAAUACAUGUUGAAACAUAACAUUAAGAGUCUCUCUCCCUCUCUCUCUCUCUCUCUCUCUCUCUCUCUCUCUCUCUGUCUGUGUGUGUGUGUGUGUGUGUGUGUGUGUGUGUG